CGUCCGGGGUCCUAAUCCUGAUCGGUUCGAGUCUUUUUCCACAGCAGGUUUACCGUGCACGGCCUGAGAACAAUCUCUGGACUCUAUUAUCCUCCUAAUAGGCUAUCCUGUGAGGGGUUGAGAGAGAGUACCUGACUGGAGCUGAGACUCGUGCCGGAUCGGUACAGGUUUCCUGCGGAAAUUGAAUUUGGAGGUUGAUGUGGAUCUGGAUUGCCCUCCGUCUGGCCGCCCUCCUUCAUAUUCUGCUGCCUCACCACGAAGGUCCACAGCAGAUCCUGAACCACAAGAAGAAAAGUCGCCGGAAAUGUCGCGAGAUAGUCCCACUCCUGUUCGGGAGACUUAUCCUGCACUCGCGGCCGACUUUUGUGCGACAUCCCCAAUUGCCUGGAGAACCAGGAGCGUCACGUCGUCUGGGAAGCCUGAAGGCCAUUUCCCGAUGGUAGAAGUUGCUAAUCCAUCCGUGGGAGGUGACGUACAGGGGCCCCCUACUAUUUUCGUCUACCGGCCAUGGUCGCCUGCCGACCUUAAAGACGUGGCCGCCUCACUACCCAACCCGGAAUUGGAAGGAGGAGAAGAAUUCAAUCGUGUUUUUCUCCAGAUGCUUGAACAAUAUAGACCAAAUAUAGUUGAAAUCGAAAUGGUCAUGAUGAAAGCCUUACAGCUCAGAUGGGGAAGGGUGAAAGGAGACUGGCCCGUGCAGAAUGGCCCGUAUAAUUGGGGUGCUGGUUCUCAAUACAGGAUAACCAUCAUGGCGCUGUGUGGACGGAUAGGUGCCUUUUUCCCGAGACGGAUGAACUGGGAGAAAAUCUCUGACUGCAAACAGAAGCCGGGGGAAAGAGUCACAGACUAUCGUAAUAGACUUGAGAAAGAAUUUGAAAUUCACAGCGGGAUGGGUAGAAAACCAGAAGGGGCUAAUGAUUCUCCCUGGGAACAACAGUGUAAGACAAGACUGGUGGCUGGUUUGCUCCCAGAUUUGCAGAAACAUGUAAAGGAGCACUGCGUGGCCUUGGACGAGGGCCGUAUGGAAAUUGUUUGGCCGUAUAUCAAGCACGCCGAAAAAGUCUGUGAGGGCCAAGAAGAUAAGAAGAAAGACGAAAAGGGGAAGCGCGAAGCUAAACUACAGAUGGCCCAACUGGGUUUUUACAGCGACUACGACCAGAGGGCCCGAGGACGAGGUAGAGCGAGAGGACGAACACAGUCUAGGGGCAGAGGACGAGGGUCUGCUAAUCGAUACAGUUAUGACAAAGGUUGUCAUCGUUGUGGCUCGACUGAACAUUGGGUACGCGAUUGUCCGGAAAAAAACACAAGAGAAGAUGGACAAAUGAAUAGGGACAAUUUGAAUUCCGGUGGAUUUACAGUGAACAACCCAAGAGCGCAUAGGACUGAAAAUUACCAGGGAGAGGGGUAUUGACGGUCGGACGGGGCGGUCCAGGGAACAUCUACCAGUAAGAUCCACCCAUUACAUGACCCCGCACAUAUUGAUGUU
Messenger RNA from Esox lucius (northern pike), 1486 nucleotides. RefSeq lists its product as uncharacterized. Gene Ontology annotation, molecular function: zinc ion binding; nucleic acid binding. NCBI's taxonomy places the organism in Eukaryota, Metazoa, Chordata, Actinopteri, Esociformes, Esocidae. The transcript is spliced from 2 exons. Bases 305 to 1411 code for a protein of 368 amino acids. The record is from RefSeq and is a predicted model, not a curated record.